GCAGAAAUUAUUAGUUUUACUUUGACAUGAAAUCCGCUUUCUCCUUCUUCCUUCAUAAACCGUUUCAACAAUUACAGUUCCACAAAUUCAAAAUCAUGACACCUUUAAAUCAGGAACCCACUUUCAACUUUCUUCAUUCACAGUACUCCCCUCUUCCCACUUUCCCCCACACAAAAAAUGUCGAAUUCCUCAUUCUUCUUCUUCUUUUUCACUCUGUUUUUGUUUCCUUUUGCAGAUGGGGUUCAAUUGAUCAUCGUCAACAACUGCAAACACAGCAUCUGGCCCGGAAUUUUAGGAAACGCCGGCCACCCAAUUCCCAGAGACGGCGGAUUCCAUCUCUGCACUGGAGAACAGACAGUAAUUGAAAUGCCGGAGAGAUGGUCCGGCAGAGUGUGGCCAAGACAGGGCUGUCAUUUCGACCAAAAAACCGGGUUGGGCUCCUGCCAGACCGGCGACUGCGCCGGUCUCCUCCAAUGCAGAGGAACCGGUGGGGUCCCGCCGGCGACGGUGGUGGAAAUGACACUAGGGACUUCAAAAUCGUCAAUGCAUUACUACGACGUGAGUCUGGUGGACGGAUUCAAUGUCCCAGUGGAGAUGGCCCCGAUGGGCGGAGGGGUUGGGUGUGGGGUGGCGGCAUGUGCGGCGGAUCUGAACCGGUGUUGCCCGUCGGCGUUGGAGGUGAAGAGAGAGGGGAAAAUCGUAGGUUGCAAGAGCGGUUGCUUGGCAGCGAAAUCGGCUAAGUAUUGCUGUAGAGGGGAAUAUGCGGAGGCGAAGAAGUGUAAGCCGUCGAUAUUUGGGCAUUUGUUUAAGGCAAUAUGUCCUAUGGCAUAUAGUUAUGCGUAUGAUGAAAUUACGGGGCUUAAAAUGUGUAGGGCACCUUCAUAUCAUAUUACAUUUUGUCCUCCUACUUCUAUUUGAAUAUAUAUAUAUAUAUAUAUAAAUAAACUAAGGACAGACUUUUAUACUAUUAUUUCAAUGUUUGAUUCCACACUUUUAGAAGUGAUAAUUUUUAGUUGGUUACUAAUAGAGAUUAUUUGAAUUUAAUUCUUCUUUUUUUUAAUAAUUAAUUUUUUUUUCUUCAAAUGUAGUUUUAGGUUUAAAGUCAUUAAAUUACUGGAUGGAAUUACAUUUUAUAUAAAAGUAGAAGAGAGAAAAUUUUGAAAGAGAAUAAUGUUAAAAUUUGGCAUGACAUCACAAAUUUAACUCAAAUACACCUAUUCUAAAAAAAGUAGGAGGAUUUUGGAUUCAAAUUUGUACGUAAUUAAAAAAA
Messenger RNA from Cucumis sativus (cucumber), 1270 nucleotides. RefSeq names its product thaumatin-like protein. Lineage: Eukaryota; Viridiplantae; Streptophyta; Magnoliopsida; Cucurbitales; Cucurbitaceae. The record is from RefSeq and is a predicted model, not a curated record. Gene Ontology annotation, biological process: defense response. Gene Ontology annotation, cellular component: extracellular region. Bases 178 to 918 code for a protein of 246 amino acids. The transcript has 2 exons.